Molecule: messenger RNA, 7747 nt
Organism: Syngnathoides biaculeatus (alligator pipefish)
Lineage: Eukaryota; Metazoa; Chordata; Actinopteri; Syngnathiformes; Syngnathidae
Product: solute carrier family 41 member 1-like
Exons: 10
Coding region: 3381-4454 (357 amino acids)
Biological process (GO): monoatomic cation transport
Cellular component (GO): plasma membrane
Molecular function (GO): monoatomic cation transmembrane transporter activity
Source: RefSeq, a predicted model, not a curated record
AUUGUGAGUGUGACUGUUGUUUGUCUCCAUCUGCCCUACAAUUGGCUGGGAACCAGUUCAGGGUGUACCCCACCUCCUGCCCGUUGAAAGCUGGAAUAGGCUCCAGCACUCCCCGCGACACUCAUGACGAUAAGCGGCAAAGAAAAUGGAUGGAUGGAUGGGUGCCUUAUGCAUGAAAACUAACACACGUUCAUCUUAGUGUCUUCAGAGUUCAUUUGGCAGGUCCAUCAAUCCAUCCAUCUUCUACCACUUUUUUGGGUCGGAUCGCAGGGGCAGGAGGGUUAGCAGGGAUGCCCAGAAAUUCUUUUUACCCAGCCACUUCGCUCCAUAGGGAUCCCGACGUGUCCCCAGGCAAACGGAGAGACAUAGAGUCUCCAGCGUGUCCUGGGUCGUUCCCACGGUCGCUUUCCAGUGAGACGUGCCCAGAACACUUCACCAGGGAGUCACCUGGGAAGCAUCUAGAUCAGAUGCCCCAGCCACCUCAUCUGGCUCUGGAGAUGACAGACCACUCUUUUCCGACUGAGGAUCACGGUCUCAGAUUUGGAGUUGCUGAUUCACAUCCCAGCCGCUGCACACUCGCCUACGAACCGCUUCAGUGAGCGUUGGAGAUCGUGGAUUGAUGAAGCCAACAGAACCACAUCAUUGGCAAAGAGCAGAGAUGCAAUGCUGAGGCAACCAAACCAGACACCCUCUACGCCUCAGCUGCAACUCGUGAUUCUGUCCAUAAAACAACAACAUUGGUGACAAAGGGCAGCCUUGGUGAAGUCCAACACUCACUGGAAACGAGUUUGACUUAGUGCCGCCAAUGGAGACCAAACUUUGACACCGAUCAUACAGGGACUGAACAGCCCGCAUCAGGGGGUUUGUUACCCUAUAUUGCCGAAGAACACGGACUCUGCUUCCUCAUGGGAAAGCGUGUCCAGUGGAAUUGAGGAGGUUUUUGAAGUAUUCUCCCUACCGACUCACAACAUCCUGAUUUCAUGUCAGUAGUGCCCUAUCCUCACUAUACAGUGUUGAUGGUGCACUGCUUCCCUCUCCAGAGAUGCCGGACAGUGGACCAGAAUUUCCUCAAAGCCAUCUUGAAGACAUUCUCCAUGCCCUCACCUAACUCCUCUUACGCCCAGGUUUUUGCCUCAGUGUCCACCAAAGCUCCAUUCCGUCUGGGAAGCCGGCACCUACCAGCUGCUUCGGGAGUCCCACAGGCCAAAAAUCCACCAUACGACUCCUUCUUCAGCUUGACGGGAUCCCUCUCUGUUGGUGUCCUCCAACGUGUUCGGGGGUUGCGGCUACGACAAACACUGACCAUCUUACGGCCACACCUCCAGUUGGCCACCUCACCAAUGGAGGCGCUGAACAUCGUCCACUUGGACUCAAUGUCCCCCGCCUCUUCAGACAGGGGAAUUUGCCAGCUGUGCCCAGCAGACCCUCACAAUACCAUUGGGCCUUCAACGUCUGACUGGCAUCUUUCCCCACCAACUCACCAUCAGGUGUUGAUCAGUUGACAGCUCCGCCCCUCUCUUCACCCAAUUCUCCAAGACAUGCGGCCACAUGUCCGAUGACAUGACCACAAAGUCGAUCAUUGAAUUGCGACCUCGGGUGUCCUGGUUCCAAGUGUACAUGUGGACACCCUUAUGCUUGAACAUGAUGUUUGUUAUGGACAAUCCACGAAGAGCACAGAAGUCAUGUAACAGAACACCAAUGGGGUUCUGAUCAGGGGGGCUGUUGCUCCUAAUCACACCCUUCCAGGUCUCACUGUCAUUGCCCAAAUGGGCAUUAAAGUCCCCCGCAGAAUGAUGGACUCCCAAGAGGGUGGGUUCUCUGAACUGUUGUUUGGUGCAUAGGCACAAACACCAGUCAGAACCCAUUCCCCCAACAGAAGGUGGAGGGAGGCUAGCCUCUCAUCCACCAGGGUGAACCCAAAUGUACAGGCGCUGAGCCGGGGGUCAAUAAGUAUGCCCAUACUUGCUCGGCCCCUCUCAACAUGGAAAACUCUAGAGUGGAACAGAGUCCAACCACUCUCAUGAGGACUGGUACCAAAGCCCAAGCGGUGCAUGGAGCCGAGUCAGACUAUAUCUAGUCCGAACUUUUCCACUGCAUACGCCAGCACGGGCUAUUUCCCUGCCAGAGAGGUGACAUUCCAUAUCCCUAGGGCUACUUUCUGUAGCCAGGGAUCGGCUCACCGCUACUGCUCAGCUCACACUCCAAGUGACCCCAAUGGUCCCUCUCACAGGUGGUGAGGGGAAGGGGGACCCAUGUUACACUUCUGGGCUGUUUCCGCCUGAGCCCAUGUGUGAAUGGCCGGCCACCAGGUCUGACUCAAGAGGGGUCCCAGUGACCUGCAUCCAGGCAAGGGAAACCUGGAUCUAUUUCUCUAUACCAUAAUUGGGGUCUUUUGGUAAUGCUUUAUCUGGUCCCUCAUAUAGAACCUGUUUGGCAUGGGUGACCCUACCAGGGGUGUGAAGCCCCAGAGAACUUAGUACCUAGGAUCAUCAGGACUCCACCACGAUAAAGUGAUGGGUCAAGGAGGGGUCAUUUAGCAUUUCUUUAGUGCUAUUAAGAUUGUCAAAUGACAAGUGUGUCUUCUUCUUUUUCUUUCGGCCUAUCCCAUUAGGGGUCGCCACAGCGUGUCAUAUUUUUCCAUUUAAGCCUAUCUUGUGCAUCCUCCUCUCUAACACCCACUGUCCUCAUGUCCUCCCUCACAACAUCCAUCAACUUGUAAUGAGUGUCAUUAGUAGUAAGGAUCAUUUAUGCACUUGUAUCUGCAACAUUUCAAGGACAACACAUUAAUUGUGCAACCCACAUGAGUUUUAAUAAGAUCCUUGUCUUUACUGUUAUAAAAAUAAGUAUAUUUUGGUGCGCCACCACCAUUAGCUAUGACAAUAAUGAUUGCCUUUCCAGAAAUUUUAAGUCUUCAAUAACGUUUUGAAAAUAAGAUUUCAAGCAUGGCUGUUUCAGCAUGGGAGAUGUUUACCCAUAUAAAACCAAAGCGGCAUAAAAAAAAUCAGCAAAAUUUGAUUUUGAAGUACCUCUAUCUUUUUUGAGCAAAUUACCCAGAUUCCCACUUCCUACUCAUUCUUUACUUUGUGGAAAACGAAUAUGGUUCAAGUACAUCUAUUUCAUCAUCUGAAACAAAGCAUGUUAAAAAUCCUUGUCAUGAAAAACAAAUUCAUCAGGAAAGCUGCUGGGUUGCAGCAAACUUAACAUCUGUCUAUUUGUUCUUGUAGCUGUCUGACUUGUCUCUUUGACAUGCCAAGAUUUGAUUUGUGAGCUUCAGCUGUUUGGCUGUCGCAGUGACCUUGCAGCACUGGGAGGUGUUUCAAGAGAUCUCUGAGGUUUUCAUUUUGGUUCCAGCCCUGGUGGGACUGAAGGGGAAUUUGGAGAUGACAUUGGCAUCCAGACUGUCAACAGCAGCCAACACUGGGCAGCUGGAGGAGCCUCAGCAGCGGAGGAGGACACUUUGCAGUAAUUUAGCUCUCAUCCAGGUCCAGGCCACAGUUGUCGGCUUCCUGGCUGCGGUGGUGGCAGCGAGUCUCGGGGGUCUGACUAGAGGGAGAGUGGAACUUCUGCAUGCUGCCAUCCUGUGUGCCAGCAGCAUCAUCACCACAUUUAUUGCUGCACUGUCUCUCGGCCUUGUGAUGGUGGCAGUGAUUAUUGGCUCCAGGAGAGUGGGCAUCAACCCCGAUAACAUCGCCACGCCCAUCGCUGCCAGUCUGGGUGACAUCAUCACUCUAUCUUUGCUUGCUGUGGUCAGCACCUUCUUUCUUUGCUACAGAGACAGGUGGUACCUGCCUGUUGCGGUGUGUGCCUUUUUCUUGCUUCUUGUGCCAGUGUGGGUCCUCAUCGCCUGCCAGUCUCCACCAAUUGGAGAAGUCCUGAGGUCAGGCUGGCAGCCAGUUAUUUUUGCCAUGUCCAUCAGCAGUAUCGGUGGUCUGAUUCUGGAUAAAACAGUGAGCAAUCCAAACUUUGAGGGGAUGGCAGUGUUCACACCAGUAAUCAAUGGUGUUGGAGGAAAUCUGGUAGCCAUUCAGGCCAGCAGGAUGUCUACCUACUUUCACUACUGGAGCCUUCCUGGAGCGCUCCCAUUCAAAAUUAUCACAGAGUGUCCUGGACCCUAUGCUACUUUCUGCUCUUCCGACCCAAAUUCCAAAUCAGCAAGGGUCCUGAUCAUCCUUGUCGUCCCAGGUCAACUUGUUUUCCUAUACAUGAUCCAUCUUCUCCAGGCAGGGCACACAGCCAUGACUGCUGUCUUCAUCAUUUGUUACCUGUCUUCUGCACUGCUUCAGGUGGCGAUUCUUCUGCACGUAGCCAACCUGAUGGUGAGGUGGCUGUGGCAAAGGGGCUUGGACCCAGACAAUUUCUCCAUCCCCUACCUGACAGCACUUGGUGACCUGCUAGGAACGGGAUUUCUGGCCCUGAGCUUUAGGCUGAUUCAGAGGAUCAGUGUUGGCAUUUGAUCAACACCGUCAAAGUACUGGGACGUGUCCACCUAUGCAGGACUUUGGAGUUUUUGUCGUGUUCAACUACUUCGGAGAAGGUGUCAUGAAGUAAUCCAUCCUUGAAGCAGCAUAUGUUGCUGCUUACUGUUCUGGAGGAAAAGUGAAAUAUGAGAAAAAAUGCAAGCUCAGGGGAAUGGAAGUGAUAUUUUAUUAUUAUUAUUAUUUUUUUAAGGGAACGUAAACACACAAAGCAGUUCCUGCUGGCCACUUUAUUUACCUUAGACAACAUUUUGGUUAUCCUUUAGGGCUUGGUAAAGAAAUGUAAAUGUUUCUGAAUACAGUGUCUGAAUAUGACUACUGACUAAGUGUUAAAGAUUUGUAUUUGCUGAUCUUAAUCAUGUAAGAUACCCUAUAAUAAUACCAUGUAAGAGUAGAUUAAAGUUUGAUAAUUUGUGAUGCAAGCAUAAAACCGUCGAACUAGAAACAAAUAUCCCAUCAGUAGCGUUAAUAGUCUCGUUCAAAACAAGGUACAAUAUAUGGACAGAAUAGACAAGAAAAUGAAACAUUUUAGCUCCGUGUCAAUUGGGAGGCCAAUCUCAUAGAGUUGCUUAGGUUUUGAUCAUCUGAGUUAUCAUCUCAGCUUUAUACGAAUCCAAAUCUGAAAAAAACACUUGUUCAUUGAAAAUGCUUAUUGAACGCAAUGGAGCAGUAACAAAAUAAGCCAUUUUACUAUGAAUACUGGAUGCCUAAUAGUAUUUAGAUGAUGCAACCUAUCGCAAUGCUGCACUCCAAUGUUGGUAUUUUACACCUAAUUGCUUCAGUAGUAAAUAAAAAAAAUUUAUAGUUGUAGCGUAACUAUAGUGUACACUACUACAUAGCAGUUGCUUCAAUGACUGAAUGAUUUGAUUUUCUGGUGUUUCCUAAAAUUAUGCAUGUCCUAUAAUUGGGAUGAGUUCUUGGAUUUCUAUGAAGUUUUGAGGUGAAUGUGCCCAUUGACAUGAAUCUGCUCUGUGUUACUAUGUUGCAUUACUUCUGUCGACUAAAAAAAAAAAAGUUUAACAUCAAAAGAAUAUGAGACAUGAGAUCAAUAUUUCUACUUUUAGUUACAGGUAUUUUCAUUACAUUCAUUACAAGUUGAACAAAAGUACUGGAAAGAUUAAGCCUGUGACAAACUGACAUCAGGAAACCUCACCACUGCCCCUCUCUGUUGUUCUGUUUUGAAUAUUACUUUCUUCAGUCUGCUGCUACAUGGUACAGGUUCUACCAAUCAGUGACGUUGCAUCUUUCUUUAAAGAAGCUUAUAAAAUAUUUCUCCUAAUUUAGCUCAUGUGCCAUGUUACAUCAAGGAAAACAGAUGAACCCAUUCUAAUGGAAGCAAUGCAACCCUAAGCCAUGGCAUUAGCUCCAUUGUGUUUUGCAGAUAGUUCCCAGUUGAAAUGUCUGUGAUCAUGAGCAGAUUCCUUUUUUUCUGCUUUAGCCUAUGCAUCACGUUGGUAAAGGUCAAAAUUUGUUUAAUCAGUCAGUAAGAUGUCUUUUUAAUAGAUUCCAACCUGGUCUUCAAAUUUUCCUGAGUUUGUGGAAUCUUGUCUGGUGUUUCCUCCUGUUUCCUGGUGUUAGUACUAGUCUUCUUUGAACUACUGUACAUUAUGUCCAAUAGGUCAUGUCAUAUGUACUGCACCUUGAAAGUUUGAAGUUAAUCAUCUAUUAUUUAAUGGUGUUUUGAGAAGCUUUUUAUCGGCAAUUACGAUUUUUCACGGGCACUGCCAUUUUGGUGAGUCACAUGACCUACGUGCGUGGAUUUGACCUAUUAAGUGGAGCAACAAACAAAUCAUUGCCAGUUUGUAGUGUCUUCACAUGCGAUACCACCACGAUCGGACAAUGUAAAAUACCUUACUGUAUCACGAAAUUUUGCCAUAAUUUGGAUAGAAAUAAUCCGCGUAAUGUUCGGUGGCAUAUUCUGCCCAAUUAGAAAAAGAAUCAUUUAAGGACUGGAAACCGGAGUGCCCGGAGAAAACCUACACAGGCAUGGGGAGAACAUAAAAACGCCACAAUUCUACACACACAAACACACAAACUCCACAAAAAAACCCUAAAAAAACUACACAAAAAUCAAACCCUGGUCCUCAGAACUUUUGGGCCAAGGCUUUACCAGCUGACCUACCAUGUGGAGGCAGUAUUAACUACCACCAAGCCAAAGAUGAUUUCAUUAUCACGCACCACAGCCACCCUGUUGGCUAAAACAACCUUACCCACAAUAUAAGGGCUACCUUUCACUGAUGGGUUCUACCAUUCUUAAUAGCCACAAGUGCUCUCCUCAGUGCAGUCCUCCACUGGCUAGCUGGAACACAUUCCAAAAUCGAUAGGAUGAAUGAUGUGUCCUGUGCGUCAGCCUCUGCGUAGUCAGACUCACGUUAUUCCCAUUCAAAGAUUCAUCAUUACAGCCACAGGUUCAAAUCUGUAUGGACGUAUUUCUCCGUCUUCCCGAGCAACUAAUACUGCUAUUUCUUCAUCAGAUGAGGAUAAAUCCGAGAAAUCAACACUGUCCAUGAUUGUGUAGGAAUGUAUUCGAGCCUUUGUUUACGCACUUAAUGUCCCGCGCGUCGGCCUCCGAGUAUUCAGACUCUGUGUCAUUCCCAUCCGAAGAACCAUCCGAAUAUUCAACAUUAUUUACAGCCACAAGUUCAAGUCUGUAUGGAAGCAUUCCUCCAUCUUCCCGAUCAACCGAUACUGCUAUUUCUUAUUCAGAUGAGGAUAAAUCCGAGAAAUCAGCGCUGGCCAUAAUUGUUUCCCAACGGAUGCAAGCCUUUGUUGCCACACUUAAUAUGUCACAUCCACGUCCAUAGGUCAUGUGACUUGCCAAAAUGGCGGCGCCCAUGAAAAGUCGUAAUUGUCCAUGAAAAUCUCAAAACACCAUUAAAUGAUAGAUGAUUAACCUAAAAUUUUCAAGGUACAGUAAAUAUGACAUGACCUUUUGGAUACACAAAGUGCUAUAUCCUAAAUUGUGCAUCAGAUCCAGGCGCAAUUAACUGUAAAAAAAAAAAAAAAAACAAACAAAAAAAACUAAACAGUCAAUCUCAUGUUCAGUUUUUGAGGUCUAGCUGAAGUGUUUUCAGACGAUUGCGUAAAUAAAGGAACUGGCAUAACUGUUGCUGCACUUUUGGAGAGCAGAGUGUAGAGUACACAGGUUUCUUUCUAUUGUUAGCACAAAGCUGAUGUCAUGCAUCUUAAUGUAUGUAUGACACGUUGCCACUUCUGUAUUAUAUACUUUCUAGGUACAUGUAGAAUGUCUAGAAUAGUACAUAGGUGUCUGU